AUGGGCGUGUCUUUCCAGGUUGCAAAGACGGGUACGAGGUACAAACAAAAGGUGCUUCCGGAGGAGGACAAAGACAACGAUGAAGAUGACUCGGUUUCUGACUCUCGGGAUAGAGAUGACGAGGUUCAUUCUACUGGAAUGGGAGCUAAGGUUGCUGAUCCUUCAACUGUAUUAGUCAAUUUUCGACAGCAUUCAGUUUCAGACGACUUUGAGGUAUCCUUUUCACUGAAGUUGUUUCAGAAUGGCUUUUCUGUGGGUAAAGCUACUGAGUUUCUCAAUGAUAUACCAGAGCACUUGCAUCCAUAUGAUAGAGUAUCAGAGACACUUUUUUCUGCCAUUGAGUGUGGUUGGUUACCUGGAGAUAUGUUUGAUGGUUUACCCUGCAAAUAUGUCAAUGGAGCCAUCCUUUGUGAGAUUCAAGACUAUCGCGGUUGUUUUAUCCAAGGAAGAGCUGCCAAUUCUACAAAAAAGAUUCCAACUGUUCACAAGGUUCUCCUGCAUAUGCGCAUGGAAAAUGUUGUCAAGGACAUCUUGUCGAUCUCUGAUGCUUCUUGGACCUAUAAUGAUUUUUUGAAAGUUGAAUCUCACAUUCUCAAGGCCCUGCAACCUGAUCUUCAUCUAAAUCCACAGCCAUUGCAAGGCAUACACUCCGGACAACCCUUAAGCAAGAAGGUUGAUCUUGGAAUUAUGUGGAGCUGGAAAAAGCGAAAGCUGAGUAAUGCAUUAAACACUGACCUAGAUUUCAGCAACUCAUCUCAUUUAACAGGCAUUCCUGUUAAUUGUGCUACUCAGAGUUGCAGCUCUCUAUUUGGUCUAUCGUAUCAAGAAAGAGGAGUUACAUUUUCGGAGCACAAUGUAUCAACCUCUGCUGUCAAUCCACAAGAAAACAACGUUCUACUGGAGAACUCAGUAUCCAAUCCUUCGACAUCGAAGCCUAUAUCUAAAGUAGCAGACAGUUGCAACCAGUCUUCUUUAACAGUGAUGACCACAUCUAAUUUUGUCUCUUUACCCAAACGCAGCCUUAAUGACUCUAAUAAUGAUUUGAAUAAACCCAGUGCAUCGGUUCUUGGUAAGAUAGUUAGAUGUGAUUCACAAGCAGUUCAAGGACCGCUUCUUAAAAAACUCAAGCAAGAGCCUAUAGACUCAUCUUAUGAACAGCUUACUGGAAGCCAAACUGGAAACAGUCUUCUACCUUAUCUACAGUGGAAGAACAAGCUGUUGCCUCAGCGGAUAGGGGAUGGAAAAGUUCCACAUGAAAGAUCUCAGGAGAAAGUGUGUCCCUCGAGGGUGAUAAAUAAUGACCAGACAAGAAGGUUUCAAGGAAUCUCAGAGCUGCAGGCUGGAAUGGCUACUUCUAAUGUUAAGUUAGAGCCUGACAAAAAUAAUUUCCUCAGUUCAUAUUUUAGAAAGAUUAAAGAUGGGGACUUUGUGAUGGACAGGAUGCUUGUUCAUUCUAAUGUUGCACAAUCACAGAAUCAACAGUCAUCAACUCUAUUUGGAGACAAUAUACCUGCUGAUACAUCAUGGAAGUACAUGGGUCAACCUGUUGACAAAAAUAUACAAAACAGAAGUGUCACUCACAUGAGGAAGGAUUUGGUGAAAUGUCAGGUUACGACUCAUGGAAAAUGUGGAUCUCCAAGUUCACCAAACAUAAAUUCUCUGCCCACAGAGGUAUCUGUUCCUGCAAAGCAAAAAACAAACCCUGGUCCUAAACGCUCCAGAAAAAAGGCUGUUGAUUCUAGUGCUGGCACGAGCAAUAUCUCACAACCAUCAGAACUUAAAGUUGAACCUGUCCUUGAGAGGUUUUUGAAGAUUCAAGCGGUAACUGAGAGGUAUGGACUACAUAACAGGAAGUGUAAAUUGGACACAUCUGUGCAAAGGAGACCCUCCUUUCCCAUUACUAAAUUGGUUGCUUUCCAACUCUUAUCUUCAAAAGAUAAUCAGUACUGGGAUAAUACUUCCACAGAUAAAAAUUCUCUCACAGAAUGCUCCAUGGACUGGGGACGCAGUAUGAAUAGGAGGGUAUUGACUUUUCUACGUCAGUCUCACAUCCCUCAAGAAAAUGGGAUUCCCAUCGUUGAUAGAAAGGCUCAGGUCAGACUGGUCAUAUCAGAGAAGCUUAAUGAGGGAAGUGUCGAAGCAAGCGUGUUUUAUGGAAUUGAAAAAGAGGUGUUUUCAAUUGAUUAUCCUCUCCUAUCAGCCUUUACUAGCACUAAUUCUGCAGACCUUUUGGCUACUGAGUUCACUACAUUGAUGAAGCGUGAGGGAUACUACCUAUCUAGUGAUCACGUAGAGCCUACACCUCUCAAGGCUGAUGGUGGCUUGAGCAAUCAGCGUAGUGCUAGUAUUAGAAUUGGCACUCCAUCCGCUGGAACAAUCGAGCUACCUUCUUCAACUCUAACCCCAGAGAUAUCACCUUCAAGACUCAGUCCCGUAUCCAUGCAACUCCCAUCACAGAAUAUUUUCUCUGGGGGCCAAUCGCUCCAUUCUGAAAACAUAUGGGCAGCUCUCGCAAAUAGUUGUGUAUCCAAACUACCGCACACCAUUGCCGCACAAACCAAUUGCAUGAUGCCGCAAGUCCAGGAGCUUCUGAAUAGGCGUGCCUAUUUAGUGUAUCAGAUGCGACAAAGAAAACUACAACAAAAUGAAAUCAGACAGACCAGAUUGGAACUUGGAGGAUCGGGUACAAGUGUAGGUGGUGGUAUGACUGAGCAGGCUGGUAGAGCCCAGGGGCUUGGAAAUGCUGGUCUUGGUUCAUUUGGUAAUGUCACAGGCAUGAGGUCCUCCACUUCCCCUAGGGCAUUGGGAGGAUGGAUGCCCCGGGCUGGAAAUGUAGGCCAGUUUAACAAUCUUGGUUGUGGAACAUCUGGUUUAAAUGACAGCAAGCCGCUUCCCGGUCUGAUGUCUGAUCGUUCAACGGGGCUUUCAAGUAAGUUGAGGGUAGCAGAAGGCCAAGGGAUGAAAGCCUUGAUGAGUGGGGCUCCAGUUCAAAAAAAGGCAGGUCAUGGGGUUCCAAUGGACAUAUCAAAUAUUCCAAACCUGGCUAGUAAAUUAAGCAAGGAGCAGCAGCUACAACCGCAGGUGCAUCAGCCAAUCCAGCAACCACAAAAAGAUAUGGUGCAGCCAUUACUCCAGCAUGUAAGUUCACCUCAGAGUCAGGUUAGCCUUCGUCAACAAUUUGACCAACAGUCUCAGGUGAGCCAGCAACUGAGCCCAGCGCCAGCACCACAUCAGGUGAAUGGAGAUGUGGGUCAUGGAAGUCCAGAGAGGAGCUCUCAGACUCAUGGGUCUGUGGGAAGUAUCAAAACUGAAGCUCCAUGA
This is a messenger RNA of Prunus armeniaca (apricot), 3321 nucleotides long. The record is from the annotation of a GenBank genome assembly. NCBI's taxonomy places the organism in Eukaryota, Viridiplantae, Streptophyta, Magnoliopsida, Rosales, Rosaceae.